AUGGGGGCGGGACAGUCGCCGUACAUGAACGUGCUCCGCUCAUACGACAAGAUCCCGCGCGUGCACAACAUCCUUGUCUCGUUUUUCGUGUGGAUUCUGUUGGCCGGCUUCGUCAUCGUCCCCGGCUCCUUUACCAGCCUCAAACGCAGAGUGCAAGAUGGCGGGACCCUGCCUCCCGAGGUCGGACGCACCGGCGGAGAAAUUGAGAAGUUCCUCCUUACACGCGACAACACGAUAGCCAUGGUGAUUGGCUUCGUCUGCAUAGGCGUCGGCGCGUUCGGCUCGGCGUGGCUCGCCCUGCGGUGGCGGCGCGACUACGUGGGUCUGUUCAACUACGUCUGGCUAUUGAACAAGCUGUACAUGCCACUAAUCCUGGCCUCGUCGGCGGGCCUCAUUGCAAACUUUACGGCCAUUUACACGCAGCAGGUGGGGGAGUGGAGCACGCCGGCCGUCAUCUCGGCCAUCGUCGAGGCGUCGAUCCUCGGGGUGAGCCUGCUUCUGUAUUUUGCCUACAAUUACUGGCUGCAGCAGCGGGUGCGCGCCGAGAAGGAGGGGACCUUUACGGGGUGGAUGGAGAAGAAGUCAAGAAUGAACAAGAAGAAGAAGAGAGGCGCCAGGUUGAACGGGUUGUUGGCGCGGCUCGGGAGGGUCCGCAAAAAGUCGGUGGUCAGUGUGGUGUGA
Canariomyces notabilis is the source of this 681-nucleotide messenger RNA. RefSeq lists its product as uncharacterized. The coding region runs from base 1 to 681 and encodes 226 amino acids. NCBI's taxonomy places the organism in Eukaryota, Fungi, Ascomycota, Sordariomycetes, Sordariales, Chaetomiaceae. The record is from RefSeq and is a predicted model, not a curated record. The transcript has a single exon.